Molecule: messenger RNA, 1617 nt
Organism: Alternaria burnsii
Lineage: Eukaryota; Fungi; Ascomycota; Dothideomycetes; Pleosporales; Pleosporaceae
Product: amidohydrolase family protein
Exons: 3
Coding region: 1-1617 (538 amino acids)
Molecular function (GO): hydrolase activity, acting on carbon-nitrogen (but not peptide) bonds
Source: RefSeq, a predicted model, not a curated record
AUGUCUGAUAUUCAUGAUACUACGCUUUUUACCAACGGUCGAUUCUUAAACAGCGGCGCGGUGCAACCGGAAGCACGGUUUCACACAACGUUGGCCAUUCAAAAUGGCAAGGUCAGCUUUAUUGGCAGUUGUGACGAUCCAGUCGUCCAAACAUACCACGAUGCUGGUGUGAAAGUGACCGAUCUUGGUGGGAAGCAUGUGCUUCCUGGAUUCAUCGAUGCGCACAUGCAAUCACUGCACAAGGUUGAUCUAGAUCAUGCGAAGGAUCUGGAGGAGAUUCGAUCGCGCAUCUUACAGUAUGCAAAGGAGAACCCGGAAAAACCGCGCAUACUGUGUAAAGGCUGGAUGCAUUCCAUGACUAACGGGGAAGCCAAGGCGAGCAUGCUGGACGAUCUCGACGUUGGGGGAAGACCCAUAUACAUAGAUUCCAAGGACAUCCAUUCGUGCUGGUGUAAUAGCUCAGCGUUAAAAGAGAUGGGUGUUCAGGAUUUGGAGGCGCCGGCUGGUGGAACGAUCGAAAGAGAUGCCGACGGGAAUGCUUCGGGUCUUUUGAGCGAAGCUUGCGUGCUUUUGAUCGUCUGGCCAUAUCUAGCAAAGGUCACGCCACGAGAUGAGAAAAUGGCGGCUUUGAGAACUGCAAUCAAAGCAUACCAUGCGGCUGGCUGUACUGGGUGUAUCGAUAUGGCGAUGGAUGAAAAUGCCUGGGACGCUAUUCUUGCUUUACGAUCUGCCGAAGGUGUACCGUUGCGAGUCGCUGCCCAUUGGUGCAUCAUGCCAGGCGAUGGAGAAGAGCAUCGAUUGCAGCAAGUUGAACGUGCUAUUGAGCUGAGUCAAGAGUUCAAUAACAAGACGAGCCCGGAUUUAAGGAUCGUUGGUAUCAAGAUCAUCUGCGAUGGAGUUAUUGAUGCCUGUACUGCAGCAUUAGCAGAACCUUAUACGUCCAAUGGUCAUUUCGAGGGUCCUAUCUGGACACCUGAAAUGCUCGAUCCCGUUGUCAAAAAAGCAAUCGAGGGUGGAUUGCAAUGCGCAUUGCAUGCAAUUGGUGAUCAAGCCGUUCACAACGCUAUCAAUGUCCUCGAAAAGUAUGGCAACCAUGGCCAAAGGCACCGCAUCGAGCAUCUCGAACUCACCGCGCCGGAAGAUGCAAAGCGACUUGGCCAACUGGGCAUUACAGCGAGCAUACAACCAGUACACUCCGAUCCAGCCAUUCUUCGUGCGUGGCCGAAACUUCUUGGCCCCGAACGGGUGAAGCGAGCAUUCGCAUAUUCUGACUUCGCAGAACACGGUGCACCGCUCGCUGUCGGCUCAGAUACCCCCACGGCACCCUAUGCACCUUUGCCAAAUCUGUACGUUGCAACCACCCGUAAAUCGGCGAGACAACCGAACAUGGGUGACGCGCCUGUCAAUGAGAACUUCAAGCUUGAAAUGACCCAAGCAGUAGCUGCUGCAACAGAGGGCGCAGCUUAUUCUUCUUUCGCUGAAGGUCGUGUAGGAAGUCUGGAAGUUGGAAAGAUGGCGGAUUUCUGUGUGGUGGAAAUGGAGUGGGAAGGGGAAGAAUUACUCAAAGCCAAGAUAUUGGGAACGUGGUUCGAAGGAAACCAGGUGUAUAGUGCUUAG